Seminavis robusta is the source of this 1065-nucleotide messenger RNA. Lineage: Eukaryota; Bacillariophyta; Bacillariophyceae; Naviculales; Naviculaceae. The record is from the annotation of a GenBank genome assembly.
AUGCCAAAGGGAGCCACGGCGGCAGCCCGAAAGAAGGUGCAACAACAAAAGCAGCUUCGAGAGGAUGGCGACGACAAGUGUACGGGAAGACAGGUCGUGGCUGCCCUUGUGCUGGGACUAGGAAUUGGAGUUUCCAUUCUGCAGUGUAUCGCCUUUUCCGUCGAUUUGAAAACCUUUCAAAGUCAACUCAUCAGCAGCUCCUUGGCAUCUUCCGUGGGGUUGCAGCUGGGACUGGAUAGUCGUGACGGUCCUACCAUCGGAUUGACUGUGGUCCAUUGCAAGGAAGACUGGAGUCAAAUGAGCUGGAUCGAAGAGAUUCCCUCUCACUGGAGGUUGGUGGUGUAUGAAACUUGUGGGGAGCAUAUAUCCAAGUCAUCACGACCGUGGAUCAAUGCCGGCUCUGAGGAAUGUACAGGGUAUCUACAGACCAUGAUUGAACAAUACGACAAUCUACCAGACAUUAAUAUUUUUCUUCAAUCCGAUGGCCUGGUUGGACGAGGAGUUCACUCCAAAAAUUACUGGUUAGAGCAUACUCCCUUCAAGACCAUCCAAGAUCUUAUGGAUGCCACCAUGGCAUAUUCCUCUACUUGGGACGGAUCACAUUUCCUCCAUUAUGGCCCAAAGUACCUACAGCUGCUGAAUGUCAAUGCCAAGCAAAACUUUUUGGAGUCCCAUCCACGGGAAGUGCUGGAUAUUAUGCAAAUGCCGUAUCAGAAGAUUCACGAAUUUGACAAGCUUCCCGAAGCACAACAGGAUGCCACCCGAAGCUACACACGAAAAGGAGCCUGUUUUGCAGUCACCCCGGACCGAAUCCGAUCCAGGCCCGUGGAGCUAUACCGGAAACUACAAGAUAGUGUGUAUGUGGCCCUAGCACAGGGUGGGGCAAAUGCAGUACGACAACGCUGUUGUGCCUUGGAAUACCUCUGGCAUGCCGUCUUGGGAGGUCCAUACUAUCUUCCUCUCAAUGAUACUGUGGAUCAUUUGUGGCAAGCUCAAGUCAACUAUUACAAUGGCACAUGGGAGGAAGAAUUGAAACGACAGAAAGAGCAGCAACAGCCACAAUAG